AUGAGCUCCCUUUACCACCUGAUGCUCCCCAGCUCGCAUCCCGUCGAGCGGUUCUGGCAUGGAAUGGAUCUGCUUGGUAUUGUCGUUGUGACGGUGGGCACAUCCUCCUCCGACAUCUACUACGUUUUCUUCUGUGAAGCGAGCUUGCAGAAAUUGCACUGGGCUAUUAUCCUAACCACGGGCACUGCCAUGCUGUCCCUCCAGGCUAUUCUACCGAACCAGAAAUUGGCCCUCUGUCAUCCUCUUCUGCAUCGACAAGCAACAACGCUGUUGCCAGUCCCCAUGGCAGAAUGGCAGACAAACAGAAGAAUGUGGGCACUGGUAUUAUUCACGAAGACCCUAUUGCGAAACGGAUUCAGGGUGGCAUCGAGUAUAAUUCCAUGA
This is a messenger RNA of Cladophialophora immunda, 384 nucleotides long. RefSeq lists its product as uncharacterized. The coding region runs from base 1 to 384 and encodes 127 amino acids. The transcript is spliced from 2 exons. The record is from RefSeq and is a predicted model, not a curated record. NCBI's taxonomy places the organism in Eukaryota, Fungi, Ascomycota, Eurotiomycetes, Chaetothyriales, Herpotrichiellaceae. Gene Ontology annotation, cellular component: membrane.